Ipomoea triloba (trilobed morning glory) is the source of this 1660-nucleotide messenger RNA. RefSeq names its product isocitrate dehydrogenase [NADP]. The transcript is spliced from 16 exons. The coding region runs from base 152 to 1399 and encodes 415 amino acids. Gene Ontology annotation, cellular component: mitochondrion. The record is from RefSeq and is a predicted model, not a curated record. Lineage: Eukaryota; Viridiplantae; Streptophyta; Magnoliopsida; Solanales; Convolvulaceae. Gene Ontology annotation, molecular function: isocitrate dehydrogenase (NADP+) activity; NAD binding; magnesium ion binding. Gene Ontology annotation, biological process: isocitrate metabolic process.
UUUUCCUUCUCUCCUCUCCGUUGCCGCAGCGCCCACCUACUUCACCGCUCUCUACUUACUCUCUCCAGUCUCCUCGCCGCCGGCGGAGAUCUCUCCUGUAAUCUCCGAAUCUCUCACACUAGCCUGAGUUUCAUUCUCCGAUCCAUCCGGAAUGGCUUUCGAGAAGAUCAAGGUUGCCAACCCCAUCGUCGAGAUGGACGGGGAUGAAAUGACCCGAGUGAUUUGGCAAUCAAUCAAGGAUAAGCUCAUUCUGCCUUUUCUGGAGUUGGAUAUAAAGUACUUUGACCUUGGCCUCCCUCACCGUGAUGCCACAGAUGAUAAGGUUACAGUUGAAAGUGCAGAGGCUACCUUGAAGUAUAAUGUAGCAAUUAAGUGUGCAACAAUAACUCCAGAUGAAGCUCGUGUGAAGGAGUUUGACCUGAAGCAUAUGUGGAAGAGUCCAAAUGGGACAAUUAGGAACAUUUUGAAUGGCACUGUAUUCAGAGAGCCAAUUCUUUGCAAGAACAUUCCCCGCCUUGUCCCAAGUUGGAACAAACCAAUAUGCAUUGGAAGACAUGCAUUUGGUGAUCAGUACCGAGCAACUGAUACAGUUAUUCAAGGAGCUGGAAAACUCAAACUGGUUUUUGUGCCAGAAGGUAAGGAUGAAAAGACUGAGCUAGAGGUUUACAACUUCACUGGGGCUGGAGGAGUUGCCCUUUCCAUGUACAACACAGAUGAGUCUAUUCAUGCUUUUGCUGAUGCUUCAAUGAAUAUGGCAUACCAAAAGAAAUGGCCCUUGUAUCUCAGUACAAAGAAUACCAUUCUCAAGAAAUAUGAUGGGAGGUUUAAGGACAUCUUCCAAGAAGUCUAUGAGGCUCAAUGGAAAUCAAAGUUUGAAGAGGCUGGAAUUUGGUACGAACACCGUCUCAUUGAUGAUAUGGUUGCUUAUGCAUUGAAGAGUGAUGGUGGUUAUGUAUGGGCAUGCAAGAACUACGAUGGGGAUGUGCAGAGUGAUUUCCUAGCUCAAGGUUUUGGAUCCCUUGGGUUGAUGACAUCUGUCCUGGUUUGCCCUGAUGGAAAAACUAUUGAGGCUGAAGCAGCCCACGGAACUGUCACACGCCACUACAGAGUUCAUCAGAAGGGUGGUGAAACCAGCACCAACAGCAUUGCCUCCAUCUUUGCUUGGACACGAGGACUUGCUCACAGGGCUAAGUUGGACAACAAUGAUAGACUCUUGGAUUUCACCGAGAAGCUUGAAGCAGCUUGCAUUGGUGCUGUGGAGUCUGGAAAGAUGACCAAGGAUCUUGCACUUAUCAUCCAUGGGUCAAAGCUUUCAAGGGACACAUAUCUAAACACUGAAGAAUUCAUCGACGCAGUGGCAGAUGAACUGAAAGCUAAACUCUUGAAAGCCAAGGCAUAAUUGAUAAAUGCUUGGAUGCAGCGGUGGAAAUGGCAUUGUAGUUGACAGAGAACAGAAAACCGAAAUAACGCCUUGCGACAAGAGUAUUGAUUUCUUCUAUACAGAUAAUCAUGAUCUGUAUUAUUAUUAUUAUGAUACUGUAUUAUUAUUAGCACACAAUUGCCAGUUCCGAGUAGCUUCAGUUGGAUCUUUUUUCGUAUGGAAUGAUUGAUGCAGAACUAUUUUAUUUGCCGUUGAUUUUAAAUUUGAGCUUCUUCUACA